GACGACGGGCGCGGCGGGGACCGAGGUCCGGGCCGGUGGUUUUCGCCGCCACCGGACACGUGUGGGCGGGGCCCCACGCCCCUGCCGCGCGCCUGCCUGUCCCGCCGUCCCCCGGCGCCACCGCGCCAGCUGCAUCGGUCGGAGUUCACAAACGCAGACUCGCUCACCACGGCGCCGCCACCUUCCUUCCAAAUUAAGUACCCCGUCACUCCACUCCACACACUCCCGUCCCAAUCACCUCACCCUUUCUCCCCCUCUGCUUCCCCCACCACCUCACCAGUCACCACCACCAUGUCCGCCCCCGCUGCUCUCCUCCUCCUCCUUCUCCCGCUCCUCCUCGGCGCCAAUGCCGCCGACCCGGCGCCGGCCACCAUCGUGCUCAAGGACGGCACCACCUGCACCCUCUGCGCGUCCUGCGACAACCCCUGCAACCCCUCCUACUACCCGCCCCCGGCGCCCGUCACCACGCCGCCCCCGCCCCCGCCCUCCUACCCCGCUCCCUCCGGCGGCGGCGGAGGCGGCCCCAUCGUCUACUCGUCCCCGCCCCCUCCUGCGUCCACCGGCGGUGGCCUCUACUACCCGCCGCCCACCGUCGGGUCCACGGGCGGCGGGGGCGGUAACAACGGCGCCUCCCAGCAGGGCGGCGGAGGCGGAGGCGGCGCCUACCCGACCCCGCCGCCGCCCAACCCGUUCCUCCCCUACUUCCCCUUCUACUACUACAGUCCGCCGCCGCCGCACUACUCCGGCGCCCGGGCCGUCACCGCCGCCUCGUCGCCGGCCGCGACGCUGCUCGCGGUGCUCCUCUCCGGGAUGCUGCUGCUGCAGCAGCAACAGCAGUGGUAGAUCUGCCGAGUGAGUUAACGCGCUGUGUUUUUUCCACUUACACUAGACUGCUAGAGGUGGUGGGUGAACAGAGCUGGUGAUCGAUUCAAUUGUGGCCUGUGUAUUCUAGUAAAUUUUAAUUGUAAUUUUGAUUCCAUUUUAUUUACCCCCUUCUUCUCUUUCUUUGUGAUUUAUAUGUGUCGGUCGGUAUAAAAACUUGUAGCAAUUUGUACAAGGAGGGCAACAAAGUAAAUGAUCUAUAAAGCAUGCAGAUGCAGGACCAUAUA
This is a messenger RNA of Panicum virgatum (switchgrass), 1109 nucleotides long. Its product is annotated as formin-A-like. The record is from RefSeq and is a predicted model, not a curated record. NCBI's taxonomy places the organism in Eukaryota, Viridiplantae, Streptophyta, Magnoliopsida, Poales, Poaceae. The transcript has a single exon. The coding region runs from base 292 to 843 and encodes 183 amino acids.